AUGAAUAUCUGGAAUAUAACUUUAGCAUUAUUUUCUUUAUCAUUAUUUAGGGUAGUUUUUAGUAUAAGUAAUUCAACUAUAAUAGAGGAUGAAGUUCAUAAAUUAAUUCCAAUCAAUACAACAAGUUUCUUUAAUGGUAAAACUGGAAAAUUAAAUAAAUAUAAUAAAUUACUAUUCAGAACAUUUGAUAUAAGUAGGGAAAUUAAGCGGAUAUUAAAAGAAGAAACUUUAAAUAGUAAAGAUUUUUUUACAAUGAAAAAUAACAAACAUUGUAUUGGUAGAUUUAAAUGUACAAGUAAAAAAAAAGUAGAAAAUAUACCAGAACCUCAUCCAAUCAGAGUUUUUUGUUUUAAAGACUAUCCAUUAUUAAGUAGAAAUCCAAAAUUUCAAAAAAUUGAUCAGAAUAAAUUAAAAUUAGAUAUAAAUAGAAAUGAAACCUUAAAAUAUGAUAUUAAUGAAGAUACUAAUAAAUAUAUCAAUAAUAUUGAUGGUAAUUUAACAGUUACUUAUAAAUAUCCAAAUUCUUCUUUAACAGGGUUAAUGGCUCAUAGACGUCCAAAGUAUAUAAUAUUGGCAUUAUUAGGGGUAAGCUCAGAUAAAAUGUAUUAUGAGGCAUUUAGAUAUACAUAUGACCCAUUUAUAUCAAAUAUGAGGAUAUAUGGUAGAAAUUUUGCAGAUAAUGUUGCAAUUUUAUUUCCUCAUGAAUAUAUAAGGAAGUUUAAGAUAUUAGGAUUUUUAAAUAUCUAUAGAUUUGCUUGGGCUGAUUUUGGUCACAAUUUACGUUUGAGAUCAGUAAAUUCAGUACAAUGGAUAUAUUCUGUGAAAGCAAUUUUGAAUUUAAUAUAUUUUUUGAUUGAGAAAGAGAAUUAUAGUCCUAAAAAUAUAUUCCUUUAUGGUUAUAGUCAAGGUGCAGCACUUGCUUUGAGUACUGUAAUCCGUUCCAAAUAUAAGCUUGGGGGGUGUAUUGCAGCUGGUGGGAUGUUUGUAGAACGUACAUCUGCAAAAAUAAGAAAUUCGUCAUUAGGUAUUAAUAAAAAAGGUCUAUCAACAAAUAUUUUAAUUGCUCAUUGUAAUCCAGAUAUGAUUUUUCCUUUUCGAAAUGCAAAAAAAGAUUUUAAUUAUUUAAAAAAUAUAAUGAAAGCUAAUACUAAGAAAUUUAUUUUAUUAGGUUAUGGACAUAGUUGUAUGUCAAAAUAUGCAAUGAUAUAUAUUAAUUGGUUUUAUAGUAUUAUAUCAUCAUAUAAAGGUAAUAAUUAUAAAGAGAGACCAUUUAACUAUGAUUUUUUAGAUCUAAAUUAUAAAGAUAAUUCGAUACUACAAGAUACGUCAGUUUAA
Molecule: messenger RNA, 1335 nt
Organism: Cryptosporidium muris RN66
Lineage: Eukaryota; Apicomplexa; Conoidasida; Eucoccidiorida; Cryptosporidiidae
Product: phospholipase/carboxylesterase family protein
Exons: 1
Coding region: 1-1335 (444 amino acids)
Biological process (GO): protein depalmitoylation
Cellular component (GO): cytoplasm
Molecular function (GO): palmitoyl-(protein) hydrolase activity; carboxylic ester hydrolase activity
Source: RefSeq, a predicted model, not a curated record